Coprinopsis cinerea okayama7#130 is the source of this 473-nucleotide messenger RNA. RefSeq lists its product as hypothetical. The transcript has 3 exons. The record is from RefSeq and is a predicted model, not a curated record. Lineage: Eukaryota; Fungi; Basidiomycota; Agaricomycetes; Agaricales; Psathyrellaceae. The coding region runs from base 116 to 382 and encodes 88 amino acids.
CUCUGGAAGCCAUAUAAGCUCGAACUCGAACACCCGACCGCUCCCCAGGCUACUCUACUCUACCCUUCUCAACCGCCUAAUACCUUUCUCUAUUCUCCCCCGACAAUCAUCUGGAAUGAUGCCCAAGCACAUCUCGCAGGCUCUCGCUAUUCUCGUUAUCCUUGUCUCCUCUGUUAAUGCACUUGCCAUUGGUGACGUUGGAGCUGUCCACGCUGCUCCUGAAAUUCUCGCUCGAGAAGUGAGCAAUCCCAACUCGACGUUUUACGGCUCUGUUAAUAGUGGUCCUGUGGUUGGCUUUGACGCCCGGUCGGCUGCGCGAAGCAAUGCCCCUGCGUCUGUCGCCGCUGUUGUGUCCGCCGCCUUGCUUAUGACCAUGAUUUAAUCCACACUAAGACUCCUCAGACCCCUUAUGCCCCCUCUUUGUAGCAUAGUACCACUGUAUCAAUAGCAUUCCUGGCCUUCCUGUCAAUGUU